AUGGGGGAAGAGAUGGUUACUCAAUUUCUGUCGAGAUUGCCUCCUAAAGCACUAAUGCGAUUCAAAUGCAUUCGUAAGUCAUGGUACAAUCUAAUCAACAGUCCAAGUUUCGUGGCCCAGAAUCUUUCAAAUUCCAUGAACAACAAAUUCAUCUCUUCCACUCGCAUCAUUGCCAAGCAUAUUAUCGUCAAAGACAAUAGCAUUACAGAUAAGAAGGACAUUGUUAAUAUCAUUAUGCAUGGAAACGAUGAAGAGAAGCAGUUUUUACUUUCGUCACUUAGUCUUUGCGAUGAUCCUGAUGGCGAUGACCAAGAGCUUUCUUGUGUUAUUGAGGACGAGCUCAUUAUACCUUCACGGCUAUACCAAUAUUGCCUAUGUUCUCGAAUUGUAGGUCAUUGUGACGGGAUCAUUUGUCUUAGUGGCGAUGGGGAUACUACUGUUUUAUGCAACCCUUCAAUCAAGGAAUUCGAUCUUGUUCCGAAAUCCUGUCUUCUCCCGGAUGAAGACUGUUCUAAAACAAAUAGUGUGGGUUUUGGGUAUGAUUCCAAAGCUAAGGUUUACAAGGUUGUCAAUAUUCUUAGUUAUUGUUAUUCACAUUUAAAAGCAGAGGUGUACGAAUUAGGUACAGAUUGUUGGAGAGAGAUCGAGUUUAACGUAGAGAUUGAUGAGGUCCUCCCAGAACCUGGUUUUGAUAAGUACUUCAAGGGAGUUUAUUAUUGGAAUGCGUUUCGUAAACCUCUUUCGGAAAAAGAGACACAUCGAGUUUGGAAAGACACCCUUCCUUAUUCUGGGCUUCCGUUGGAGUUUGUCAUAGUUGCAUUUGAUAUGAGUAAUGAGGUCUUUUAUUUGAUAUCUCAACCGGAGGAGGAUACUUUUGCAAUUGACAGGAGCCUUAUUGUGUGGAAAGAAUCCCUUCAUCUUAUCACGUAUACUUACGAGGGAGACGCACCUAAAUGGUUCGACAUAUGGCAAAAUGAAGACCCUGAUUUUUUGAAAGGGUCAUGGACAAAAUGCUUCGCUAUCAAUCCUAUUGAAGCAGUAAUUCCGUUAGCAUUUUGGAAGAGUAACGAGAUUCUUAUGGGAGAUGCCGAUGGAUACAUAGUUUCCUAUAAUCUAGAUACCCGAUCGCUCAAGUGUCUCCCAAUUCAUGGAGCAGAAAAACCUAGAUAUAUUGGGGCAGUUGAAUAUGUAAAUAGCAUUAUUUCUGUAAACAGAGCCAAUAAGAUCAAGUACCUGAAUACAUCUUAG
Fragaria vesca subsp. vesca is the source of this 1248-nucleotide messenger RNA. RefSeq names its product F-box protein At1g30790-like. The transcript has a single exon. Gene Ontology annotation, molecular function: protein binding. Lineage: Eukaryota; Viridiplantae; Streptophyta; Magnoliopsida; Rosales; Rosaceae. The record is from RefSeq and is a predicted model, not a curated record. The coding region runs from base 1 to 1248 and encodes 415 amino acids.